Messenger RNA from Crotalus tigris (Tiger rattlesnake), 1363 nucleotides. RefSeq names its product transmembrane p24 trafficking protein 5 (gene TMED5). The coding region runs from base 1 to 681 and encodes 226 amino acids. NCBI's taxonomy places the organism in Eukaryota, Metazoa, Chordata, Lepidosauria, Squamata, Viperidae. Gene Ontology annotation, cellular component: Golgi apparatus; COPII-coated ER to Golgi transport vesicle; endoplasmic reticulum. The transcript is spliced from 4 exons. The record is from RefSeq and is a predicted model, not a curated record. Gene Ontology annotation, biological process: Golgi organization; endoplasmic reticulum to Golgi vesicle-mediated transport; intracellular protein transport.
AUGAGGACGGCGACCGGGCAGCGCUUGCUAGUCUUAGUCUCGCUGCUGUUGCUGCUGCUUCCCCCACCGCCUGGAGCUUUCGCGUUUGUUGCUUCUCUAGAUAGCGACUUCACCUUCACGUUGCCCGCCGGACGGAAGGAGUGCUUCUUUCAGACCAUGAAGAAGGAGGCCACGCUGGAGAUUGAGUACCAGGUACUAGAUGGAGCCGGUUUAGAUGUGGAUUUUCACCUAGUAUCGCCAAAACAUGAAACCAUAGUUUUUGAACAAAGAAAAUCAGAUGGUGUUCACACAGUGGAGACAGAGGAAGGUGAUUACAUGUUCUGCUUUGACAACACGUUUAGCACCCUAUCAGAGAAAAUGAUUUUCUUUGAACUGAUCUUAGAUAACAUGGGAGAUGAAGAUGAUUGGGAAAAAUACACAACUGGAACUGAGCUUCUGGAUAUGAAGUUAGAAGACAUUCUGGAAUCUGUCAACAGUGUGAAGGCUCGGCUUGGCAAAAGCAUUCAGAUUCAAAACCUGCUCAAAGCAUUUGAAGCUCGUGAUAGAAACAUACAAGAAAGCAAUUUCGACAGGGUAAACUUCUGGUCCAUGGUCAACCUGUCAGUAAUGAUUGUAGUGUCAGCUGUUCAGGUGUACAUGCUGAAGAGUCUUUUUGAAGAUAAAAGGAAAACUAGAACUUAACACAGGAGACUUUCAUUUAAAGCAAUAAGGGAGUUUGCAAUACACUGAUUUAAGAAAAAAGAGAUGGCUAUUACUUCUCAGCUGUUUGGAAUGGCUAAUAAUCUUCAUAUAUGAUUUUUUUAAAAAUUAUGAACAAAGUGGCUUUUCUCUACCUUGGUGCAUAAUCUGUCUCCAAGGCCAUUUGUCUUGCACAGGAUACUGGAGCAAUGUCAGAUUUUUAACAUUUGUAAUUAUAUGUCUAUACUUUUUGCUAACUUUUUUUAAAAAGGAAAAAAAUUGUUUCAUAACCUUGUAAAAAUUUGUUUUCAGUAUUUAACGACCUGAGUCGAAUAGAUAUGCUGAAAAUAAGCAUACUAUUAGAUAGUCUGUUAAAGUAAAGCUUCUUGUGAUUUAUUUGUACUAAGACAUUUUCAAAACGAAUAUUCGAAAGGCACUUCUUCCAAAUUCCAGCAGUUCACAGACAUUAAUAUUCAAUAAGUAGAAUAAAAUCCAAGGUACUAAGUCUAUAAAGCAAAGUUGUAUUGGUUCAGUAGUAUCAACUACUUGGGUCCAAAUGAGGAAGUCAGUAUAGUGAAUAAAAAUCUUUGUAAUAAAAUAAAAACUAUAUAAUAUAAGUCCUAAAAGAAACAUUUGUUCAAAUACCAUACUCAAUUAUGUAUUAAACACAAACUUUUCUUCUCAA